GCCAGCUGAUGAAAAGUCAGUGUUAUCGUUCAUCUGUCCUCGUAUGCUGUCUUUUGGGACGGUUGAGGGGUUUCGUUUGUCUUUUGUUGACCGGAACCUUUUGGCUGAAUUCGAGGCGUGCGAUAAGAACAUCGCAAUUUGCAAUGAGUUAAUGAAAGUUUACCUCCGGCUGAAGCCUUUGAAACGGUGUCAUACUUAUAGCCCAACGCCUGCCGUUCGGUGUGUCAAUCGGCGAAUGGUUGAGGCAGUCCCGCCUGAUAACCAACGGCUCGGUGUACGUGACAAAAAGGCAUCACACACGUUCACGUUUUCACAUGUUUUCGAUUCGGAGUCUACUCAGUCCUCGGUGUUCUCAAGAGUUGCUGUUGAUCAGGUCCGGAACUUCCUCGAAGGGCUUAACGGGUUGCUGUUUGCUUACGGAACCACGAGUUCUGGGAAAACGUACACGUUGCAGGGCCCUUUGGGAGAUAUGGGCAUUGUUCCACGAACUUUCUGUGCAUUGUUCCGUUCGGUCAAACACACAAUGAACCCGUCGCUCAUGCCGAAAGACUUUUCGGACGUCACCGCUCUAAGCGCACACGAAGUCGAGAAGGUAUUAAGAGAUAAGGCGACCGUUAUAAAGCUUUCAAGUAGUUUAUCUGAGGACGUAUUAAAUCUAGAGAAGGAAAGCCUCGAUUCGUUUGUCAGCACAUGUGUUUUGGACGAACCACAACCGGAUCUUGAGGUGACACCAUUUCCAGGAAUGGAUUCCAGUGAACGCAUUAGGUUCAAUAACGAUCUGAGGUUUGCUUUUUGGAUUAGCUUUGCAGAAGUCUACAACGAGCUGGUUUAUGACUUACUGGAUCCAGUUUAUUGUGUUUCUACAAUAUCAGCUGCGCAACAGCCCAACUCAUUGCGCUCGUGCUUGACUGCAGUGCCACAGAAAAACAUCUUCAGCACGAUUCCGCCUACAGGAGCCACGGAAUUCUCCGCCAAUCUUCGUAAGAAAGCACUAGACUUGAGGACGGAUAAAAAUGGGAACGUUUUUAUCAAGGGUCUGCGAAUCUACCCUGUCUCCUCAGCCGAAGAAGCACUACGGCUUGUUUUAGUUGGUCGACAAUGUCAGAAAGUGGCCGCAACACGUCUCAAUCUAGCCAGUUCUCGUUCGCACAGUAUCUUAACAAUCAAGGCUGUCAGGGUCGUGGAUAAAGAAAAUCCUAAGUUCGCACGGAUAAGUAGUUUAACGUUCUGUGAUUUGGCUGGAAGCGAGCGCACUGAAAAGGCUGCUACAGGAGGACAAGCUGUACGGGUUCGUGAGGCGGGAAAUAUCAAUACAAGUCUCCUGACUUUAGGAAGGUGCAUCGAGUGUCUGCGAUAUAACCAGGCGCAUCCGGAGAAUCCAAAACUUGUGCCCUACAGGGAUUCGAAACUUACUCGGUUAUUUCAGAGCUUUUUCACUGGUCGUGGAAAGGCUUGCAUGAUAGUUAACGUUUCACCGCAUCCUGAAUUAUUUGACGAAACUUUGCAUGCCUUGCGAUUCUCUGCUUUGGCCACUCGAAUCAUCGUUCAGCCCAAUGCCGUGGUCGAUACCACCAUUGUACAACCGAAAGCAGCUGACGAUGGUGUACCAAAGCGACCAUUCCAUAUGACACACCGCAUACGUGUAAAUGCUUCGGAAACAUCCCAGUCAAUUCAGGAAACUCCACCUACUGUCGUUCCUCAAAGGAUCCGUCCUGAUGUUAUCCCUCACAUAUCGUCCACACAGCUUGAAGGUUCGGUUGCGCGAACAAAAUCCGUGAGUGGUUUGUUUGACGAUGGGCAGCAAGAGGAAACGACGCUAUCUGCCGCUGAUGCUGCCUCGCCUCAUACACCAAUGAACACCGACGGGACCGAGCUAAUCUUGGAUGACUACACGAAAGACGAGCUGAUAUUCAUGGUUAAAGAGCUUUCUGAGCAGCUGUUUGAGGCGAAAGGGGAGCUAGUUGAACAGGAGGCGCGCCUGCGUCACGAGAUGUGCGAGGCCAUGAACAGGCAGUUAAUUGAAUUUGAACGCGUCUACGAAGAGGGACUAAAUGCACAAGAAAAAGUUGUGAUCGAGCAGUCCAACAGACGCCUGGAACAGAUUGCUCUGAGACAUACCGGUUUUUGUAAUAAAGGACGAAAGCGCCUCCAUCGGGACGACUCUACUGCCAGCAACGAUGACAGCUCUUCCUUUGAGGAGUACGAAUCGGUCAUGGAAGAACGGACCAAUGGGGACAAUCUUUGCAUCGAGUCAUCCGCUGAAAUUAAACCGACAGAUAGUCAGGAAAGCCAAACCAAUGGAUUACAAGAACGCCUUAGCGAGCUGGAGGGUGAACUCGCUGAUCAACGUGAUGUUAUCGAAAAUCUCUCAAGGGAACGGGACCAACUACGAAUGGAGGUUACUCGGUUGGAGUUUGCCUGCUCGCAGUUGCAGGUUCAACUGGAAAGCGAACAGACAGGAAAACAGAAGAAAAAAUAUGUGGACUCCAGUUCACAAACAGAUGAGACUACCCAUGACUUGCUGUCCACACCGCUGACCGUCAUCAAGGCGUCUCAUUCGGGAAAGGUUGAUGUGCAGCACAGCAUUUUCGAAGAUUCGGAAGUAAUAGUUCAUCUGCCCAAGACUAAAGACGCCGGACGAAAAUUCUUUGAUUCCUCCGUUAGUCCAGAACAACAGCAACGCCUUCUUCCGGUGAAGCCACCAGUCAGUACUCCAGAUACUGUGAUUCGCGUGCCCACAAAACAAGUGCGACCGUUGUUACAGUCUCCUAACAUCAAUGGGGAAGUGGAUGAAAAAUUGCUAGCCCUACGGUCGGAAAAUCAGCACCUCUUGGCUCGUCUAGCCGACAUGCGAAAUUGCGUUCAGAGGGCCAUAAAAGAGAAACAGGACGCGGAGUUGGAGCUUACACGUUUGCAAACAGCCUCAGUUAACGACGAAACGAAUAUCAGCCGCUUGAGUCAGGGACUGCAAUCUUUCCUCGAGCAUGAAUCACGAUUACAACAAAUGGAGACUAUGGAACAGCUACAGAGACAAGUUUACGAGCUUGAGGAGCAGUUUGCCAAAAAGCACGAUGCUCUGACGCGCACCGAAGUGGCCUAUCAGCAGAUGAAGAGUGAGAAAGAUGAGCUCACGCAACGUCUGUUGUCACAAGCGGAUGAACUUGGUCGUUUGCAUCACGAGAUUUUGGAUGCGAAAAACAGUCACCAGGAUGAACUGGAAGCCUUCAGGGAACGUAUCACCCACGAGCUGAGGGUGCAUUACGAAAAGCUGCUAGAAGAACAGCGAAUUCACUUCACUUUGCUUCAACCGAUUACCCCAGAUCAAGAGGCUGGUAUUCAGACUACCAUUUUAGAAAAUGCCCUUGAUAUCGCCGUUCAGACCAUAACUCCCACGCGCCCAAAACUGACCGAUGCAUCACUACAAGUGCAGUUUUCGAAUGCAUCUGUUGGCCUGCAGACUGAACAACCAACUGCAGAGACACUAGACUUAGGAUCGCCAAUCCCUUCAUCUGAUCAUCUCUGUAAGCAGCCUGUUGUAUUCAAGAAACCCCUACUUAAUGCUACGCGUGAUACAGUAAACCAAAACACUGGUGACACUGGAACUGUCGUGAGAAGCGACUUAACGAGGUCGACGUCCCCACAACCCAAGCCUCAGCGAAAUCUACGAUUAAGACGAAAAGCGAAUAAGUCUAAGGAUCAAGGAAACUUCAAGUCUGACCUUCCUCCGAGGUUACCAUCCCCGGUACCACUUCCACAGCUUCAUUCUGACAGUGAAUCUGAGCAUGAAGUGAAGGAAAAUCGCGCUCCGAGUUUCCGUGUUUCUGAGUCCACCUGUGAUGAUGUCGAAGAUGAUGAUGCCAUAAGUUUUACCUCUGAACCCGUCAAACCAUUGCAAAAGCAGCCGUAUUCCACUCGACGCACUCGCAGUGCUCCGAAAUCUUCGGCCGGGACCACUGCCACACGUCCUCGUCAAACCCGGUCUGCGGCAGCCACCCGGAGAUUGCCACCGCUGGCGGAGUCAACUCAACUGAUACCCGAUUCUUUUUUUCAGGACGAGCUGGAUGCGGCAACAGCCCACGUAAUGAAGCACUGCGAUCUAGCGGAAGAACGCCGUCAGUUACGACAGCCACUACGUCCACAGUUACGUCGGCGACGUUGAAUUGUCCUGUUGAUAUACCCCUCGGUCGGUAUUAUUUGUAUAGUGGCCGACCCCCUCAGUUGUAUAUAUCCCUUAAUGCCUCACUUCACGCAUCGCCCUUUUCCUCAUUUGUUCAUCAUUCGUGACGCGUACUUCAUUGUAUCUGUUACACUUUUUGUCUGUCAAGACAUAAGUUCCAAAUCCUCCUCGAACUUUAUGUCCAAAUUUUUUAGCAUACUAAAUCAAGCUGCUCUAUGUAUGGAUUGAAAACUUGUCAUGAUUUGGGUUGCUCUAAAAAUCCCAUGUAAUCCCGUUUUUACACUUCAGCUUUACCUUCAGCUUCUGAUACAUUCUCACAAGCACUUUUACUCUCUUGUUCGGCGGGAUAGCUUCUAAAUUUUUUCCGGUAUAAAUGUUAAAGGAAGGUGAAUCGGG
This is a messenger RNA of Opisthorchis viverrini, 4573 nucleotides long. RefSeq lists its product as hypothetical. The record is from RefSeq and is a predicted model, not a curated record. Gene Ontology annotation, molecular function: microtubule binding; ATP hydrolysis activity; microtubule motor activity. Gene Ontology annotation, cellular component: microtubule; nucleus; kinesin complex. The transcript has 16 exons. Gene Ontology annotation, biological process: microtubule-based movement. NCBI's taxonomy places the organism in Eukaryota, Metazoa, Platyhelminthes, Trematoda, Opisthorchiida, Opisthorchiidae. Bases 44 to 4159 code for a protein of 1371 amino acids.